AUGUCUCAUCCCCACCACCGGUCUGAUCCGCACUCGCAGCCCGUGGAGAUAGAAGAAAUGGUUGAGAAAUAUUCCACUCCAUCUGCGGGUUCGCGGCCCAAGUUGGCUUCACGUCAGUCAGUCAAGCCGCUUGCUACAACGGUUACCGGUAGAGGCUCUGCUAUCAUGAGUCGCGCGUCCUCGCCCAUGCAUUCGUCCUCAACUUUUGACCUUAAUAACACUUAUGAGUCCCAGCAGAACCAUACACACUCCGGCUAUUUCGACCGUGCACAGCUGUUCGGACGAACGCCUCCCCCAGAAUUCGUGCCCAGACCACGUCGGCCUCCAACAGCUGCCAGUCCUCGCCAUGAAGCGUUCCCAGAGCAGAGCUCGGGAAAGCAACCUAAACCAACCGCUCUUGCGCGUAUCCAAGCAAACCCUUCGUCUUCUUUGUAUGCGCUAGAGGCUGCGACUACCAAGUUGGAUGCUGAACCAGUCGCUACUCCUCCCUUUCGAAUUCUGUCGCGGCAUUCCUCCUACUUCGCACCACAGGACAGGUCCUCCGAUGAGGUUAACACACCAGCCCGUGAUUCACAAACAAACUCCGGGCGCGAUUCUGCAAAGAGCAUUCGAUCUUCACGGUCGAGCUUGCUCUCCUCUGCGUAUCAUGAUGAGUGGAUUGAAGCUGGUACGCCCGAGGCAACUACAAGUGGUACAGUAUCCCCACUAGAGACAGACGACACUUCUGUCAGUGCAGUCGAACGACAGAUGAACAAAUCCGAACCUCGCAACUUGUCAUCAGCGAUGGCCGCUUGGCGAGACCACAUGUUCAACGGUGGUUCGCCCGCGGCGUCUGGUGAUGGUGAUGCGCGCCAGCUCAGCUGGACCCGUCGUAUCUUUGGUGGUCGGACUAUUCCUAGCAAGUCAACUGUCACUACCCAAACCACUCUGCGAAAUGAUAAGUCGACUAACUCUGGGCAUGGAGCUCGCACAACUUCGACAGAGAUUGUUCGCAACACAGCCGAUCUUAUGGAGUCUGGUCGAUCAUCCAAGGAUACUGAUAAUAAAGAAGCGCUGUCAACGGAUGACCUGGAGGAAGACGAGUCUUCUGAUUCAGACGCAGAACUCACAUUCUACGACUCAUCCUCCGGUUCAGAGACGCCACCUUUGUUCCAUCUGGAAACAUCCCCUCCCUAUGAACCUGCCGAUCAUUCGGAACCAGACAUCUCGCCCAGCAUGGACGGCGAAACAGAAGAAGCUCUCAACGGCGCAGGACUCAUUCAAGGCAACAGCAAAGUCACCUCCAAUUCACGCGACUGUGGGCAUUCGACAACACUGUCGCGAAGUCCUGAACCUACCAGAACAUCCAUCACUCCGCUUGAGAAAACAGUCCUGACGAUGAUGAAUCCAAUUACAAUUUUCUCACAGGCCCCGGAAGCGCCGCACGAGGCAUCUGAUCCUGUUCCGACAGCACCAACUCCGCCCCUCAAGAUAAUGAUGCCCAUCACGAUUCACUCCCAGACGCCGACCACACCCAUGAACUUCCCUGGAUCUCCCCCAACCCAAUCAAAGUCUCCUCAACCACGCAACCCGCCUUCUCAUCAGCAGCACUUGACCUCUUCGCAGGAAUUCGCGAUAAUCUACGGGUGCGUUUCCUUCGCCGCUGUACGCGUGGCUCUCAUGAAUGUAGGACGAGACCUGCAUGGGUGUGACCUUCUUCACGACAUUGUUGUCGGCUUGAUUGCUGGCUUGGUGAUUGUGGUUAUGAGUUGUUUUGUAGGUGUGGAUGCACUGUUGAAGGUUGGUGAGGAGGGGUUGCUGGCUUUUGGUGCAGCUGUUGAGGAAGUUUACGGUAUGAUGGUCGAUUGGAAUGGUCGGUAUGAGUGCUGA
Plenodomus lingam JN3 is the source of this 1869-nucleotide messenger RNA. RefSeq lists its product as uncharacterized. Lineage: Eukaryota; Fungi; Ascomycota; Dothideomycetes; Pleosporales; Leptosphaeriaceae. The record is from RefSeq and is a predicted model, not a curated record.